Cygnus olor (mute swan) is the source of this 3428-nucleotide messenger RNA. It is a transcript of the gene OMP, whose product is annotated as olfactory marker protein. The record is from RefSeq and is a predicted model, not a curated record. Lineage: Eukaryota; Metazoa; Chordata; Aves; Anseriformes; Anatidae. Gene Ontology annotation, cellular component: nucleus; axon; neuronal cell body. Bases 528 to 1007 code for a protein of 159 amino acids. The transcript has a single exon. Gene Ontology annotation, biological process: sensory perception of smell; signal transduction.
UAGAAAUAUUUAUUAUUUUCUCUUUAUUAGAAAUAAAGGGAAAAAGGAAAUAUCUCCAGCAUGUCACGGUCUGACGCUGAUUUAACCGUGAAGUCUUGCUUUGAGCAGAGGUUUGGACCAGACCCCUCCAGAGGCUCUACAACCCGGAUUACCCCACAAAUCCAUGUGCUGAGAAAACCACCGCUGCCAAAACCUGCAGGAUGGUUGCCCUGGCUGUGCACCUUCGUUUAGGGCUAACGAGCCCUGCUCCAGCUUGCCGGAGCGGUUGUCAGGGAGGUUGCCAGGGAGGCUGACAUCAGACAUCCCUUCCCUAUAGAUUAUCGUGCACAGUGGCACCAUCGGUUCCUGCUCUGCAAAGGAGACGGGAGGGCACCCAGAGGAAGCCCCCGAGGGCGUUUUGCGUCACUGGCCCGGGUUGCCUAGCACCGCUGGGACCGUGGAGAAGGGCCACCAGAAUUUUUCCCCUCUGCGUGUCCUAUCUGGGAGCCAAACGGUGCCGGGGACGGAGCAGAGGAGCCGCGGAGGAGAUGGCAGCCGAGGCAGGCGAGCUCAAGCUGCCCUUCGUCCACGAUGACCAGCUCACCCGCUGCAUGCGACUGAGGGUUCAGAGCCUGCAGCAGAAAAAAGGCAGGCCACAGGACGGCGAGAAGCUGCUGCAGCCCAACGAGCAUGUCUACCGGGUGGAUUUCCUCCGGCAGCACAACCUGCGCUUCCUCCGCUGGGACAUCCAGCUGGAGAAAUGUGGGAAGGUGACGGUGACAGGCACCUCCCAGCACUGGACUCCCGAUCUCACCCACCUCAUGAACCGGCAGCUGCUGGAGCCCGUGGGCAUCUUCUGGAAGAAGCCAGGGGCCAAGGAAGUGGAGUGCAAUGAGGCCGAUGCCCAGGAGUUUGGGGAGCGGCUAGUGGAGUUGGCCAGGAUCCGCAAGGUGAUGUAUUUCCUCCUCGCUUUCACCGACGGCCUUGAACCUGCUCAGCUGAAGGGCUCCAUCGUUUUUAAAGCCUGACUCCCUUUUGCCUGGCCCUCCUUGCUCCAGCUAUGCUUCUGUCUUUUUUUUUUUUUUUUUCCUUUCUUUCGUUCAGUUCUUUGUUGCUUUUAUGGGGUUCUUCAAUGAAGGAUGGCAUCACAAAAAAAGUGGAGAACAGCUUGGUGCUUGUGGAGCUCCUCACCCCGAGAAACAUUCCCAAAACAUGCUCUUGCCUGUCUGAGUGAUGGGAAAGAGGGAGGAUGAGCCAUGCUGUGUUUACCUAAGUAUAAGUGAAUUCAGCUGGGAUUCACCAAGCCUGACUGGCAGGGUUUAGCUGGCUUGGAAAUAUUUGUCUCCCUAACCCCUCCAACCGUGGCACCUGGAUACAAAAAGUCUGAUGUAAGAAUAAGAACCUGCCACGCUACGAACCUGGAGAGAGCCCUGGCUUCCAGUUUCCACCCUAACCAUCCAAAAGAGGGGGCUUGUUGGAGAUGGAGCACUUCUUGCAAGGAUGCUGAGUGCUGGCAGUGACUGUGGCUGCUCAAUGUCUCUGAAGACUGGUCCUGUGGAGGUUCACCGUGCCGUGAAGCCCAAGUGGGGAGGUGGGAUUCAGCUUGUUGCCCACCUUGUGCUGCCUGGGGAUUUUUGGUACUGGGAAGGGUUGGAGCAGGCAUGUGUGUGCAGAGCCGAGCAAGCGAGCCAGAAGCUCAGAGCAGGCUGUAGCUCUGAGCCAGCAGGGAGUCCCCUGCAGCAAAGCCAAUUUGUGCAUUGUUGUGGCCUCAAAACACCCAGGAAUAUAUUUAUCCUCGAGCAUCUAUGGAGAGCAUGAGGUCGCAGAGCACUUCACAGACCACAAAUAAGGAGGCUGCUGCUGUCCUCCAAAGGCAGUUAUCUCCUCCUCUCUCUGAAUGCCAAGGCAGGGACUGGUGCCUGGGUGGUCGUGGGAGCAGAGCGGGUAGAGAGUACCUCUGGAAGUUUAGGAGCAGAUGUGUCUGGCUUGUCCCAUGACUGUGGAUAAACUGCUAAGUUUGGACAUGCUCUUUUCCUUCCACCAGAAAGCGAAGGAUACUUUGGUGGAGUUUCUUGAGACCCACAGAUGGAAAUGUGCUUUGAAAGAGUCAAGUAUUAUUAUGAUUGGUCCUGCAGGUUUUGCUAGGAUUGCACCCAAAUGUGAGCGAGCACUCCUUAGGGUAUGGACGGAGAUUUUCCUGAUGUAUAUGAGGAGAGGGCGGUGAUGGGAAAGCCAGGAUGAGAAGGCUUCAUACCCAUGCUCUACUGAUUUGUGGGGGCCAUCCCAAAAAGAGUCCAAGCUCUUCUUCUGAGCCUUCAGAGACGCUGGAGUCCAUGUCCUCCCCAGGCCAAUGAUAGCUUAUAAAAUGAUAAACACCACCUCUGUCAGACAGAGAGGGGAAGACAAACGGGAAGAUUUCAGCAAGCUACGUGCUGGAGAAAUGGUGGGAACUUUGAGUUCAGCAGCCACUGGAUCCCACAGCCAUGCCAUGGGCUCUGCUGGAGAAGCUGUUGUUGCUUUUUAGACCCCAAAAUGCUGGACCCAAAGACGAGAGGUAAAAGGGGAUCCAUCUCUGCUUGGCGAUAGCAUGGACUUACUUACUGUGGGCCAAACCCACUUCUAGGGUCCCAGAAGACCUUCUUACAGGAGACCCGUCCUUGUACAUCCCAGAGCAGAGCUCCUGACUGCAAACCACAUCAGACCUAAUAACAGGACUCACUGUCAACCUCCAAAAGGGUUUUUGCAUGCCAGGUCUCACAACACGCCAUCGCUACGUUGCUGGUUGCUUGGGUAGAGUUCCUGCAGCAGGUCCCUUGCUUGGUAUUGAUGUACCAGAGUGAAUAAAAGCCUAGUCAACAGGGUUCCCCGUAAGGACUGAGGCUGUGUGUGUUUUCUUCAUGCCCUUCUUGGUAGCUGCCCCAGUCCUGCAUGCAGCAAAGCAGAACCCACUAAUUUCCAAGACACUGUUGGUAUUUCUGAGCACCUUUUUCUCUUGUGAAAAGUAAAAUUAACUUUAACCUUUUUCUCUCUUGGAGCAUUAAUGGAGCAUUUUGUGGUCGGUCUGUGCAGGGGUUUGAAACUGGGCAUAGGAGGAAAAAUGCUCCUCAGGUGGAUCUCACCUUUCUGCCAGAGCUGGGGGUGGGAGGUGAGUGGGUCACUCUGAUUUCUCUCUCCCAUAGGGCAGAUGAGCCACGUUAUAACACUCACUGAAACUCACCCCACACAGUUUCAGCAGCCCAUAAGGGCUUUCAGGUACACCACUCUGUCCCAUCUCCUAGGUGAAUUUCAUCUUGGUUUGUUCAGCACAGCAGGGUCCCUCCCUCCCCUUCCUCAGCUGGCAAGUUCCCAGCAGAACUUCUACCAAUUCCUCUUCGAGUCACAGAUGUUUCUCCAGGGUCACAGGUGCCUUCUCUUUUAAUUAGCCAUUCCUAAGAAAAAUAAGAAAAACC